This is a messenger RNA of Peronospora belbahrii, 3003 nucleotides long. The record is from the annotation of a GenBank genome assembly. NCBI's taxonomy places the organism in Eukaryota, Oomycota, Peronosporomycetes, Peronosporales, Peronosporaceae.
AUGGAGGAGGUCAAGGCGCUUAUUUACUCGAGCAAAGUCUUUAAUGAAGACACUGUGACCAAAGAGAUUGAAUGGUUUUACGGUCCUUUAGGUAUCCAUGACUUUUACUUCAUGGGUCAGUCUCCGGAAGUAAUUGCGCAUCAUAUUCAGAGCCUUAUUGCCGCCAAGCUCAUGUCCAAAGCCUCGAACCGCCCUGAUGUCAAGCUUGAGCAAGAGAGUGACAAUGGAGCCUUCUUUUCGGUGCUAAGCAAUGUUGUGGGUAGUAGCAACGAGCCAAGUCGUCGUGCUGCUCGCUAUGACGCUGGCAUCACCGAGACUGAGGUAUUGGAGCGCCGUCUCGAGAAACAGUAUUUCAGCGGCUCCAGUGGUGUCAUUGGUGACGGUGUCAAAGCCGGCUAUCAAUACCUAGAGAGGGCAGAAGCUACUAAAAAGCGCACCUACCGUAUGCAAUGUUACCGAUCAAAAGGCGUGCUAGACCCUCUUUCAGUGCCUUAUCACGUGCGUAUGUAUUUCUUACAAGAACCAACCUUUGUCGAUCCGAACACGAGCGAGAACGAGACUAACAUCAACAAAGUGGCUGACAAAGUCUUCCUCGAGCGCUCUGGUCCGCACCUAAAGGAGGUCUAUCAAGAGUGCAUUAUCAAGGCUAUGGACCAAAUGACCCCUGCUUUCCACUCUGAAAUCUGGACUGAGUCUGACGGCUCCAAAAUGGCUCGUCUUGCUAUUGCUUAUCGUAGCGGUGCCACACACUCGUACUUUUCCAGUAUUGCCGACGUUUACCGCCAGCAUGGUCUCUUCUCACAGCGCAAGUACGCCGAGUUUUUUGCCAAUGGUAUUGUCAUUUACACCUUUUACUUGCAAAUGCUCGACAAACCCACGGCCGGAAAGGGUUCGUUUGAGGACCGUCUCAGCGCAGCUAUGAAUGACGCCUCAAUGCACUUUACGCUGCCUCGCACGUCGCUGACACCCAUGCUUACCGAUGGUCUGCUGACUCCGCAGCAGAUUGCGUACGCGUACGCGGCUUGGAAGUUCACAUUUCAUUUCAUGCACCGCCUGCCCGAGUCAUUCGCCAUUGUGAGCAAGUCGUUACGUGACCGCGAUCCAAACGCAUUUGCCCGUCUUGAACAGCUUCGCGCCACCAUGAAGCUCAACACAUAUACCGAGUCACAGAUUCUUGACCACAUUCUAAGCUCGGCCGAGAUUGUCAAGAUACUUUACGCUGAGUUCCAGGCCCUACACGAGCCGAUCAAGGAUGGUAAGCGUGCCGAAAUGAACACCGGCGUUACGCUUUCGAUGUUGCGCAAGUCCAUUGUAGCCGAGCAGGCUCUGCAAAUUUUCUCUCUAUUCCACGUGUUUAACAAACACAUUAAAAAGACAAACUUUUUUGCCAACGACAAGGCUGCUCUCGCUUUCCGCCUUGACGGCAAGUUCCUGAGCAAGACUGAGUUUCCAGAUGAGCCGUACGCCGUUAUCUUCGUGAUCGGCUCAGAGUUCCGUGGCUUCCACGUUCGUUUCCUGGACGUUGCUCGUGGUGGCAUUCGAAUGAUUCGCUCGUCGCAUGCGCAAGUAUACCUGAACAAUGCUUCGUCACUCUUCGACGAGUGCUACGGUCUUGCCUCGACGCAGCACCGCAAGAACAAGGACAUUCCAGAAGGUGGUUCCAAGGGUGUUGUGUUGCUCAAUCAAGCUCACCAGGACAAGGCCGAUGUUGCCUUCCGCAAGUACAUCGACGCUGUGCUCGACCUUAUGCUCAUGAAAGAGCCUGAAGAGGAUAUUCUGUUCUUAGGUCCUGAUGAAGGUACGGCACAUCUCAUGGACUGGGCCAGCUCGCACGCUAAGCAGCGUGGUUACUCAUACUGGAAGGCUAUCACGACGGGCAAGUCGGCUUCGCGUGGUGGUAUUCCGCACGACAUGUACGGCAUGACUACCCACAGUGUGCGCGAGUACGUGAUUGGCAUUCAGCGCAAGCUGCAGCUUCAGGCGCCUAUCACUAAGGUACAGACUGGUGGCCCUGACGGUGACCUUGGCAGCAACGAAAUUAAGAUGAGCCCGCAGGAGGAGACCAUCGCCGUCGUGGACGGUUCAGGUGUAUUGUAUGACCCCAAGGGCAUCAACCGCGAGUGUCUUGUAAAGCUUGCUGAUGAACGUAGCCCAAUCUCGGCAUUCGACACGAGCAAGCUGUCUUCGGAAGGGUACUCGGUGCUUGUUUCACACAACGAUGUCACGCUUCCCAACGGCGAAGUAGUGGAGAACGGUACAGAGUUUCGCAACUUCUUCCAUUUGCGCCCGAGCUUGACGGCUGACUUUUUCGUGCCGUGCGGUGGUCGUCCUGCUGCUGUAAAUCUGAACAACGUUGAGCAGUUCAUGUACCGCGAAGAUGGUCGCACGCUUCGUUUCAAGUACAUUGUAGAGGGUGCAAAUCUAUUUUUCACACAGGAUGCCCGUUCUCGUCUAGAAGAUGCCGGUGUGAUCCUGUUCAAGGAUGCUUCGGCCAAUAAAGGUGGUGUCACGUCGUCGUCUCUCGAAGUACUGGCUGCUCUGUCCAUGACGGAUGAAGAGUUUGCGGAGCAUAUGCAAGUUGACGAAGCAACUGGUAAACCUCCAGCAUUUUAUGCCAACUACGUAAGCGAAGUGCAAAAGCGUAUUGACCUGAAUGCGCAGCGUGAAUUUGAGUGUAUUUGGCGUGAACACAAACGAUCAGGCACCUACUAUUCCGUCCUGACGAAUCAACUUAGUGAACGCAUUACGGACUUGAGUAGCAAAAUUCAACACUCGACACUUUGGGAGAAUGCGCCAUUGCGUAACAAGAUCUUUGCCGAUGGGUUUCCAGAAAUUCUAUUGCGCAAGACUUGUAUGGAAGAGCUACUUGAGCGUUUACCGGAGAGUUAUACGCGUGCUUUCUUUGCAUCACAGCUUGCUAGCCGCUUCAUUUAUAGCGUUGGUCUAGGUGCGCCCGAGUUUGCAUUCUACGAGUUCAUUCAGGAGCUUAUUGGAGACAACUAA